This is a messenger RNA of Penicillium canariense, 867 nucleotides long. RefSeq names its product HpcH/HpaI aldolase family protein. Gene Ontology annotation, molecular function: aldehyde-lyase activity. Lineage: Eukaryota; Fungi; Ascomycota; Eurotiomycetes; Eurotiales; Aspergillaceae. The transcript has a single exon. The record is from RefSeq and is a predicted model, not a curated record. Gene Ontology annotation, cellular component: cytoplasm. Bases 1 to 867 code for a protein of 288 amino acids.
AUGUCUUUAGAUCACCACAACAAUGUUAGCGACCAGCCCACCGCCCAGAGUGAGCCAACGACGGCGGCCCGAAAUGCAAGGCCGAAUUCGAUGAAGCAACUGCUGAAACAAGGCAAAGUCGUCAGCGCCAUGUCUAUCCGGUACUCUCGAGGAGUUGAGAUCGUUGGAUUUGCGAAAGCUGCGGGGAUGCAAGGCGUGCUCGUCGAUCUUGAGCACAGCUCGAUCGAUCUGGAUCAGUGUAUGCAAUUCACUCUCGCCGCUUUGGCUCACGGCAUCACACCCGUGGUACGAGUUCCCUCGACAGCAUGCUCGUUUGUGGGGAGAGUGCUGGAUGGCGGGGCUCAAGCGGUCAUCAUCCCCCAUGUCCGCACCGCGCAGGAUGCUUUGGACGCCGCUCGUGCCGCAAAGUUCUUCCCUGCAGGUGACCGGUCUGCAAUUGGUGGCCUGGCAGCUCUGCAGUACGGCUCAUAUCCAACGAUCGAGGCGAAUAUGGCCGCCAACGAGCAGGUGAUGUGUAUCAUCAUGAUUGAAACCCUCGAGGCGUUGGAGAACCUAGACGAGAUCGCGGCAACUCCCAAUGUGGACGUUCUUCUCAUUGGGACGAACGAUAUGUCUGCCUGCUUGGGAGUUCCUGGAGAGCAUGAUGACCCGAGAAUUACGGAGAUUUACGAGCGUGUCAUUUCGGUCUGUCGCAAAAAUGGGAAAGCGCUAGGGAUCGGUGGCCUGUACGCCCGACAGGAUCUCAUCGACAAGUUUAUCCAUAUGUCAUCUGGGCUUGGGCAUUUUAUCAUGUGUGGAAGCGAUCAAGACUAUGUUUUGGAAGGUGCUAGACGCACUGCGGAAUGGCUGGGGACGUACGAUUCUUGA